AUGCAACAAUACUUUCAAAAUUUUGAAUAUGAAAUUAAGAUAAAUAUAUACAAAUAUAUCGAUUUCCCACUUAAUUUGGCACUGACAUGUCGAAAUUGGUCUGUCAUUUCAAAAGAUGCUUACGCUAAAACAGAAUGGUUGCUAGUGCGCUAUGGAAAAUCUCAUGCAUUAUUCCACGCUGUGCGAUUAGGCCCCACGUUUAUAGAUAUCCCAGUAUGUAAAACAUUAAUUACGAGAAAAGUUCCAAUAUCAAGAUAUUUUAUUCAAAGGUUACUUAUGCACUUCGGAAAAUAUGAUCAAAAGUUGAUAGAGCUCAAGAUAGAGCAUAAUGUCGGUCAACUUGAUGCGGAUAGAAUUCGCGCUUUCCAACAAAAAAUUAAAUCACCAUGGGCGAGCAAUUUACCAUAUUCGUGUUCACUUAUUUAUUAAAUGAAGGUACAAACAAUUAGCUAAUAUGAAUGAAACCUUACCUUCAAAGGGUAAUGAUAUGGAGCUAUUUCACUUUCUCUCCGCAGGUCCUCACGUGAUAAAUUAUGCUCCCGGCAUGUUGAGAAAGAAUUUGAAAGAUAUAGAAGAUUUGAUUUUAAAUAAACGGUUCCGUCGUUCCAUUUCCUCACAGACCAAAAGCGUAUCAAUUAGAUUUAAAUAGCGAUCCAUAUCCUUCCAAAGAUGGAUUCGAAAAUAAUAGACGCUUAACGUAAUUGCGAAAGGAAUCCUUAUACGUCCGGAUCUAGUGAACUU
This is a messenger RNA of Rhizophagus irregularis DAOM 181602=DAOM 197198, 741 nucleotides long. RefSeq lists its product as uncharacterized. NCBI's taxonomy places the organism in Eukaryota, Fungi, Glomeromycota, Glomeromycetes, Glomerales, Glomeraceae. The record is from RefSeq and is a predicted model, not a curated record.